GCAAUGUUGACCUCAGCAUGAUUUCAACUCAGAACGUAAAGAGCCGGAAUAAAUAUCACAAAACAUUUUGUCCGACUCUUUCACUCCUCCGCCUUAAUUAAUAAGAAUAUUUCGUUUCUGAUUUAGGCAUAAGGCAAUCAAUAUUGAAGUGAGGGGUUUAAUCCAUCCCAGGUAGGAGAGAAAGGAAGUUCACCACGGCGGGAUUUGAACUCGGAAUAUACAGAGCCGGAACAAAUAACCCAGGCAUUUUGUCGCACACUCUACCGAUUCUGCCAAUAUAUCGCCUUAGUUAAUGUCUUCUAAUUAAAACUCUCGGCCAAUAAUCUUGAAGGUAGGAAGUUAGUAAACACUAUUCUCUCCAGUACUUGACUGGUGCUUUAUUUUGUCGAUAUCGGAAGGGUGAAAGAUAAAACUGACACCGAUGAAAUAAAAGACAAAGUUGACUUCAACUGCACUAAAAAUCUCCACUAAUUUAAUAAGAAAUAUUAAAAUGGAAGAAAGAAGAUUAAUGACAAUCCGAACGAUAUCUCGCUUAAUUCUCGCAUUUGUAAACGAGAAGUUGCGAGACUUCACUCCUGGCGCAAACUUCAAAGUCUUUUAAUGAUCGUUGCUUGUUGACAUAUUUUUUAAUUAAUUCAUCAAUAAGUGUCUGCUUAAAACAUGGCCAACGUAUUCGCCACCCCCCAUGUCGGCUCACCGGGGACUACAUCGAGAAGACUCAGUCUUGGUACUCCUGCCUUGCUGACUAACAAAGAUGAUGCUGAAGAGCUUCGAGAACGGCGCAAGUCAAAGUUGAUGGAGAUACAGAACAAACACUUGACCAGCCCGUUGACAUCCAAUAAAUCUAGUCCAAAGAACAGCAGCAGCAGCAAUCCCUUGAAAGGUCUCAGUGUGUCUCAGCUAACUGAACAUUACACUAAUUGUGUGAAGCUGAAUGCUGAAAAUAAAAUCACCACAAAGAAUGCAUUUGGUCUUCAUCUCAUUGACUAUAUGACUGAUCUUCUCAAAGGAAAAAAACUGGGAGAUUUUCAGGUUGCCGGUACCACACUGGAUGCCAGUGCCAAAAUCUAUGCUAGUCGGGUUGAUGCUAUACACUCUGAGACAUACAAAGUCCUCAGUACUUUGAGUCGUGGCAAUAAGAAGAAAAAAAAAGAUGAUGGAGAUGAGAACGGUGAAAGUGAUGAUAACAAUGAUGAUGAUGAUGAUGAUGGUGGUAGUGGAAGUGUAAAUGUCGCGAAAAAAGAGAAGAAGAAAAAGAGACGGAACACAUUAAUUGAAACCAAUCUGAAGAAUAUUAAUGUGGAAAAACUCGAUAUUGACUUUGAGAUGGACCCUCUGUUCAAGUCGUUAACUUCAUCAUUUGCUGAAGGCAACUCAAAUCUGUUGCUUAGUGCAAUUAGUUGUUACACUGAUUGCUGUGACAUUGUGCUCGAUUCUUCUUCUGUCAUCAAGGACAUUGAGGAUAAAAAAGUGCACAGCUCGUACAGAGAUUCAAUUGAUGUCGACGAUAUUAAGAAUCAUGUGGAUAAAAGUAAAUUCUUAGAUGCUCAGAUAUGCCCAACAUUCUCUACUUUUGAAUUCAAUGACUGGAAUGAGAAAGCUGAGGCGAUGAGGAUGAAUGAUGAAGCUAACCCUGAGUAUGCUUUUGAUGUUGAUGCUGAACUUGAAAAUAUUCCUGAUGGCUAUGAUGAUGGUGAUGAUUAUGCUGGUGAAGACAAUGAUCCAACUGAGGACAUGGUCGGUACAGCCAGUAACAAACAUGUUGGUGAUGGUGAGAAUAUCCUGUCUCUAAGAGAAUCAUCCCUACUACAAAAGACAUCUACGAACACAACAACUUCUCUGGUAGAUUUUCUGGCUACUGCCCCUUCAGAAUAUUCCUUCUUCAACGUGAAGCUACUACAAACCUGGAAAGGACCGACUCAUUGGAAAACUCAUCCCUUAGCCCGGUUGAGCAACAAAAGUUCUUCAAGUAAACUAGCAAGCAAAAAAGAAAAAGUUUUGUUGAAUUUUUCUGACAAGAGAGACUUUACUGAAGAGUUCCGGAAAGGUCGGAGUUGUGUUCUUACGAAAAAGAAGCUUGAAUCUUUGGUAAAAGAAAACACAACAUUACCCAAAAUUCUCGAUUAUGAAGUAUCGUCUUUGUUCUCUUCAUUUCUCAAACCCAACCUUCUUGUAAGGCGACAGGUGUGCAGUUCUGUGAACGCUGAUGACCUUGUGGGUGACUACGAUUACAACAACAGCAAUGAUAAAGAGAAUUACUGUCCUGCUUAUGACCAGGCUGGGGAUGAUGAUAACUGCGACGAUACUUCAGAAGAUUUGUUUGGGUUUAGUUGUGUCACAAGCAACAGCAGCCAGCGCUCUGACGGCAACUUAACAAACGUCGGAGGGGACAUGUCAAAACUGUCGACCCUUGAUGGAGAUGGUUUAAUUGCUCAACCGCACAAGGUGGCCAAAAUCAACAUCAAUUAUGCAAAAACAGCGAAAAAGAUAGAUGUCCGUCGCCUUAAGGAAUCCAUGUGGAAGCUACUGUCAUCAACUUCAGAAAACAAAGGACUCAAGUUGCAAACGCCUGACAUGAAGGAGAUAGAAAUUUGCCAACUUAUUACAACUGCAUAA
Octopus bimaculoides (California two-spot octopus) is the source of this 2616-nucleotide messenger RNA. Its product is annotated as condensin complex subunit 2. Gene Ontology annotation, molecular function: chromatin binding. NCBI's taxonomy places the organism in Eukaryota, Metazoa, Mollusca, Cephalopoda, Octopoda, Octopodidae. Gene Ontology annotation, cellular component: condensin complex. The record is from RefSeq and is a predicted model, not a curated record. Gene Ontology annotation, biological process: mitotic chromosome condensation.